AUGCUUCGUAUGCUCGCGACACUCAUAGCACUGUCGGUCGGUGUUACGGCCCAAGUUCUUGACAACAAGUCGUCCGGCUUUUGUCUGGCAGUGCCAGCUUGUUCUGUCACCUGCACGGGGUCUUUCGAUCGUAUCGGCGUGCCCUACGCGAGCCCUUACAAGACGACCAGCGUCAUCGACAAUUCGAUGUUCAGGAUCCGUCUGAACAGGGUGACCGCUCGCGGCGUUCCGUACGCAUCCUGUACAAAAGAACCGGAUCAGCCGUGGACACCCGCUUGCCUCGGCGAGCCAGAACCGGAUGGAAGUGACCUUUGGAAAGUGAGACUUCAGGAAGACUUUGGUCAGGUGAUGAAGGCGGAGAGCGAUAACGGGAUCGUCGAAGAGAUGCUUCGCAACUGCUGCACGCUCGUUUGGUCGGUAAAGACAGAGUUCUACUUCAAUGCUCGCACUUUCGGUCACACGCCGCCCUUGUUCAGCUUGAUCUGCAGGGGUUCAUCUGAAAAGAUAUCCCUCUGGAAGUGCUCGGACAUGUUUCCUGUCUCGGACCCAGACCCCAUCUGCAGAGCGGUUGAGGGCACCUGUGCUCCCAUGCUUGGCACGAGGAAAAAGCAAUGCAAAUGGCCGGUGUCUGUGUCUCCUCAGAUACAGUAG
Messenger RNA from Mixia osmundae IAM 14324, 651 nucleotides. RefSeq lists its product as uncharacterized. The transcript is spliced from 3 exons. The record is from RefSeq and is a predicted model, not a curated record. Bases 1 to 651 code for a protein of 216 amino acids. Lineage: Eukaryota; Fungi; Basidiomycota; Mixiomycetes; Mixiales; Mixiaceae.